Tachysurus vachellii is the source of this 3614-nucleotide messenger RNA. RefSeq names its product SCY1-like, kinase-like 1 (gene scyl1). Gene Ontology annotation, molecular function: ATP binding; protein kinase activity. The transcript is spliced from 18 exons. Bases 83 to 2707 code for a protein of 874 amino acids. Lineage: Eukaryota; Metazoa; Chordata; Actinopteri; Siluriformes; Bagridae. Gene Ontology annotation, biological process: protein phosphorylation. The record is from RefSeq and is a predicted model, not a curated record.
GUGAUGAUUUCCUCGCUCCGGUGUUAGACCGGUUACUAGCGCUGCUCUACUCAGUGUUUAAUGCACUGCAAACGAUUGAAGGAUGUGGUCUUUUUUUUCGAGAGAUCCCGUUAAAGACUUCAACUAUGAAAUUUUAUCAGACAAUCAAGACAAAACCGGCAUAUGGACUCUUCAUCGUGGGAAACGCAAGACAACUGGGGAGCCGGUGUCUGUGUUUUUGUACGAAGUGGCCCAGGGUACAGAGGAGCAGACACAGCUGGCCAAAGCAGCAUUCAAGCGCAUGAAGACGUUGCGGCAUCCCAACAUCCUGGCUUAUGUAGAUGGACUGGAGACAGAGAAAAGCUUGUACCUGGUCACAGAACCGGUGACUCCACUUGCAGCACAUUUGAAAACUCAGGAUGAGAAGGGUGGGUCAGGAGAGUUGGAGAUUUCUUGGGGCCUUCAUCAGAUUGUGAAAGCACUGAGUUUUUUGGUGAAUGACUGCCAUCUUCUGCACAACAACCUUGGGAUGUGGGCUGUGUUUGUGGAUCGAGCUGGAGAAUGGAAGCUAGGGGGGCUGGAUUAUGUGACCUCAGACCAAGGAGAACCUUCCUCAUUACCCCCUGCUAAAGUAGUGAACCCAGAACUAGAGAAAUAUGACCCACCGGAAGGUUCCAAAAGUACAGGAGAGAAAUGGUCAGGUGAUGUGUGGAGGCUGGGUUGUUUAAUUUGGGAGGUGUUUAAUGGACCUCUGCCUCGUGCCUCAUCUCUGCGAUCACUUGGCAAGAUCCCAAAGCAGUUAGUAACACAUUAUUGUGAGCUGGUAUGUGCAAACCCAAAAACUCGGCCCAACCCGGCCCGCUUCCUGCAGAACUGUCGCACUCCUGGAGGCUUUCUCAGCAACAGUUUUGUGGAGAGUAACCUGUUCCUGGAGCAGAUCCAGAUUAAAGAGACGGCAGAGAAACAACAGUUUUUCCAGGACUUGAGUGAUAAUCUUGACUCUUUCCCUGAAGAUUUCUGCAAGCAUAAAGUCCUGCCUCAGCUCCUCACAGCGUUUGAGUUUGGCAAUGCUGGUGCCGUGGUUUUAACACCGCUUUUUAAGGUGGGAAAGUAUUUGUCCACAGAAGAAUACCAACAGAAAAUCAUCCCCGUCAUAGUGAAGAUGUUUUCCUCUACUGAUCGUGCAAUGAGGAUACGGCUUCUGCAGCAGAUGGAGCAGUUUAUUCAAUAUUUAAAUGAUGCAGCAGUCAAUUCCCAGAUCUUUCCUCACGUAGUUCACGGAUUCACAGACACAAAUCCAGCCAUCAGAGAGCAGACAGUCAAGUCCAUGCUUCUGUUGGCUCCCAAGCUGAACGAGGCCAACUUGAACCAGGAGCUGUUGCGUCACUUCGCAAGGCUGCAGUCAAAAGAUGAUCAGGGUCCCAUCCGCUGCAACACCACUGUUUGCCUGGGCAAGAUCGCCCCCUAUCUCAAUGCUAGUAUGCGUCAGCGGGUGUUAAUCUCAGCAUUCACACGUGCCACUAAAGACCCGUUUCCUGCAUCGCGUGCAGCAGGAGUGCUGGGCUUUGCUGCCACACACCACUAUUACAGUGUGGGUGAGUGUGCGAUGCGCAUCCUGCCCACCCUCUGCCCACUCACUGUGGACCCUGACAAGAACGUCCGAGACCAGGCAUUUAAAGCCAUUAAAAGUUUCCUAAAUAAGCUGGAGACUGUUUCAGAAGACCCAACUAAGCUAGCUGAAAUAGAAAAGGAUGUGAGUGCGUCUGCACAGGCAAGUAGUUCAGCAGCAACGUGGGCUGGCUGGGCAGUAACAGGAGUCUCCUCCCUUACCUCCAAACUCAUUCGCAAUGCUCCUGCAGGCACUGAGGGGGCAACAGCUGAAAACGCCCCAUCUGUUCAACCUGCAGCUGCUACCAGUGCCACAAAUACAGCAGAUUCAGAGGCAAAAGCACACACGACCUCUGUUUCUUCCUCAACUACUGUUACUAACAAAACAGAGGACACGCAUCCUACAGAACAGACAGAAGAGCCGGUCGGAGAUCGGUGGGACGAUGAGGAUUGGGGAAGCCUUGAGGACGCGGAGAAAGCGCAAACAGAUCCAGAUGACUGGAACUCUGAUUGGUCUACUAUGUCUUCAACACAGAAGAAAAGCAGUGGGGGGCAGACUUCUGUUGCCAUGAAAAAGCAGAGCUCUGAUUGGAGCAGUUCUGGAUGGGAUGCUGAUGAUAGCUGGUCUAACGAGAAGGAUACAGAUGGUCAGGGCCAGAGUUCACCAGCAGAUGAGGGAUGGGGCAACGACUGGGAAGAUGAUGGGGCGCUGGCAGAAAGUUUUGCCCAAACACCACACAGCACUGCUUUAUCUGGAUCUUCAGGCGUUCUUCCUAAAACUGCUAGUGCUAGCUCUGGACAGGAAGGCUUACGACUGACUAGUGAAUAUAACUGGGACAGUUCAGGUGCAAAAGGAACAACAUCUGACCUGUUCUCCGGCAUGUCCCAGAGGGCCGGCACUGCUUCAGCUGCUGUGAAGCCUGAAGAUGGCUGGGGAGGGAAUGCUGGAGGUGACUGGGGAACAGAGAACUGGGAGUCCUUAGAUGGCGAUCAGGGUUUUAGUAAGGCUGAAUUAGCCAAGAAGAAACGGGAGGAAAGAAGGAAAGAGUUGGAGGCCAAACGAGCAGAGAGGAAGGCAGCCAAAGGUCCCCUUAAAUUGGGUGCACGCAAACUGGACUAAGAGAGAACUAUCCUGGAACAGCGUGAGUCAGGUCUGAGUAUCAUGGUGGACCAGCGGCUGAACAGAGACGGAAGGAAAUUUAGUCAGUGCUAUUCUUAAGGCAAAAUUCCAUGAUGCCCCAUUGGUGGAAUGAAAGUUCCAAGCUGUCAUUGGCUCUUGGACAGGGUGGGGUGAAAGUGUGACAUCAUACUGUCCAGCCAGUAUCCUAGAUAUGCCUGAAUAAUGGACCAUACACCCUAAACUAAUGACAUAAGUUAUCUCCUGAUAUUAGAAUAGAGAAAUUACUCUUUUUUUUUUUUUUACAGUAUCGAUACAUCAAUUGUGCAUGGACACUUGUUGGUAAAUGGCACUGGGAGUUAAACACUCUUUUUUUUUUUUUCUUUUUUUUUUAUAUUAAAAAAUAUAUGUUCUUCAACCUUGGUAAUGUAGUAUGUGUGUAUGUUGAAUAUACACUUCAUACUGUAUUCUCCUGCCCCUGAAUGAACAGUUAUGACCUUUGGCCCAGACUGGAAGGCUGCUUGUAUGUGUGUAGCAAUCACAAUCCUGUGACAAUCCCAGGUUGAUUUACAUAAUUCCAGUGCAUGUAUGAAUAAUUAAUAUAUGUUACAAAACAAAAUAUCUGAUACCUGCUGUGAUGGGGCCCAUGAACAUGUGCGAAGAGAUUAUUCUCUGUUUUUAUUGUGCCUUUUUCAUUUCCUUUGAAGCUGGGCUGAGAUGCUUGAACAAUUUUUUUUUUUCUUUUUUCUUUUUUUUUAGUAUGUUGUGUUGAGAUUAUUUCAGUCUGAAUGUUAGUUUUAUGAUCAGGUGCAAUAUCUUAAGAAAGACAAAUCCUGUAUUACAUACACACAUUACACCCUUAAGUAAUUAUAUUAAUAAAAUCCUAAGGGAGCUUGUCUCUUCAGAUGAA